AUGACUGACAAAAAGACAUCAGCUACAAAAAAGGCUUCAACUGCUACCAAAAAAGCAACUCCAGCUGCACCAAAAGCAACUCCAGCUGCACCAAAAGCUGAAAAAGCUGAAGUAGCCAAAACACCAGUAGCAACUACACCAGCCCCAGCUCCAGCACAACCAAAAGCAAAGGCUGCUACACCAAGUGCUAAAUCAACAUCAUCGUUGGCUAAAACGUCGACAAAAGUUACUAAGAAAUCGACAUCAACAAAAGGUGGUGCUAAGAAGAAAGAAAAAUUCAUUAAAUAUUACAUCGACUGUACACACCCAGUUGAAGAUGGUAUUUUUGAUCUUAAUGCAUUUGAACGAUUCUUAUUGGAAAAAAUGAAGAUCAAUGGUAAAACAUCAAAUUUAGGUGAAACUGUUGGUAUCGAAAAGGCUAAAUCGAAAAUAUCCGUCACAUCGAAAGUUCCUCUUUCAAAACGAUACAUGAAAUAUUUAACAAAGAAAUUCUUAAAGAAACACGAACUUCGCGAUUGGUUACGUGUUAUUGCUAAUUCAAAAGAUGCUUAUGAAUUACGCUACUUCAAUAUCAAUCAAGAAGAAAACGAAGCCGAAGAAGCUUAA
This is a messenger RNA of Rotaria socialis, 606 nucleotides long. NCBI's taxonomy places the organism in Eukaryota, Metazoa, Rotifera, Eurotatoria, Philodinida, Philodinidae. The record is from the annotation of a GenBank genome assembly.